ACGUAACAAUGAAGUCUUUGAUUUUCUUAAUCAUCAACGUUGCCAUAACUUUGGCUAUGCCAACGCAUUACCAGUAUCACGGACCACCGGCGCCCAUAGGCCAUGAUGGCAGGGUCAUGGACACGCCGGAAGUAGCACAUGCCAAAGCGGCGCAUUUAGCUGCCGUAGCGGAAGCUGUCGCGAAGAUUCCGCAUAGCGUGGCUUCCUAUGCGGAAAAUCAGAACUAUCACGGAUAUGCAAACCCCGUAUCAGUUGACCAUCAAAUAUAUCACAGCGGAUACGGAUAUCACGGGCCGCCUGCCCCGUUAGAUCAUGAUGGUCGCGUAACAGACACACCGGAAGUGGCCCGAGCAAAAGCCGCGCAUCUAGCGGCUUACAAUUACAUAGCUUCCUCGACACCUGUCGCGUAUGAUCAUUCACAAAUUUACAAGCCACCGGUUUACAAUCAUGACGGCUAUUAUGAUGGCGGCUCGUUAAGUCAGUCUCACGAUGACAGAGAGAUUAAUGAUUACUAA
Molecule: messenger RNA, 515 nt
Organism: Atta colombica
Lineage: Eukaryota; Metazoa; Arthropoda; Insecta; Hymenoptera; Formicidae
Gene: Cpr92F
Product: cuticle protein 2-like
Exons: 3
Coding region: 9-515 (168 amino acids)
Source: RefSeq, a predicted model, not a curated record